This is a messenger RNA of Hydra vulgaris (swiftwater hydra), 703 nucleotides long. Its product is annotated as large ribosomal subunit protein uL10m. Gene Ontology annotation, biological process: translation. Lineage: Eukaryota; Metazoa; Cnidaria; Hydrozoa; Anthoathecata; Hydridae. Gene Ontology annotation, cellular component: mitochondrial large ribosomal subunit. The record is from RefSeq and is a predicted model, not a curated record. Gene Ontology annotation, molecular function: structural constituent of ribosome.
AGAUAUUUAAUUAACAUUGAUUAAAUAUUGUUUACUUUCAGUUAGCUUUUAAAUGCCCAAUUAAUAAAUUUCUAAUGAUCUUUUACUAUGAGUGCACCAAUAGCAGCAGCCCGGUUAUGUAGGGUCGGAAGAAACCUAUUAAAGAAAGGAAAACCUCGCAAGUAUCCUGAGUGGAAAAUCAAUUCAGGAAAACAAAUAGUCAAAGUGUUUGAAACAAACGAGAAAAUUUUUAUUUUCCAAUAUAAUUCAUUAUCUGCUCUUGAAUGGAAUGAUUUUCGAUACGAUAUGGGUAAAGAGCAUAUAUCUGUUAAAGUUUUCCCUAAUGAAAUUUCAAGGGUGUAUCUCAAAGAUUCUCCUUAUAAAAAUAUAGCCCCACUCUUUUUCACUCAAACCGCUGUUGCUUUUGGUAACCAAGUUAACAUAAAAUCGGUGUUGAAGUUAUUUAAUCGCAAUCCGAGAAUUCACCUUUUAGGCGCUGUAAUAGAAAAUACAAUAAUGAAUAAGGACAAUAUCGCAAGUUAUGCAAACUUACCUUCGUUGAAGGAUAUGCACAGCGAACUGCUUAGUAUGUUAUCGCAGCCGAGUCAGGAACUAAGUCGUUUGUUGGAAACUAAUUCAAGUAACCUUAGUGUCUCUUUAGAGCAAUUUUUAAAGCAAAAUACAUGAAACGUAAAAAUUCCUUACUCGAAUUUGAUUUUUCAAA